Messenger RNA from Glycine soja, 5587 nucleotides. Its product is annotated as ATP-dependent RNA helicase DEAH12, chloroplastic-like. Gene Ontology annotation, cellular component: catalytic step 2 spliceosome; intracellular anatomical structure. Gene Ontology annotation, molecular function: RNA binding; ATP binding; zinc ion binding. The transcript has 3 exons. Gene Ontology annotation, biological process: spliceosomal complex disassembly. Bases 204 to 5414 code for a protein of 1736 amino acids. Lineage: Eukaryota; Viridiplantae; Streptophyta; Magnoliopsida; Fabales; Fabaceae. The record is from RefSeq and is a predicted model, not a curated record.
CCCAAAAGACGGUAGAGAAAGGAACAAGAAACCGUCGUGGAAGAGCAAAAGGUGAGUGAGUGAGUGAGCCAAACCAAAGAGUUUGACACGACGAAGACCAAAAUCAUUGCAGAGAUGACUACUAAACCCACAUCCACACUCUCGGAGAAAUUACACCUUUAUUUCUUUCACUUCACUUGGGGUUUCAUCGCUAUUGCUUCCUCAUGAAGAAAGCUACUAAUCCCAACCCCUUCUCCACCCCCCGCCGCCACGAUUUCCACCGUCCGCCACCACCCACCCACGGCUGCGGUUGGACUCCCCGCCCAGUCCACCACCGUCCCUACCACCAAUGGAGGCCCCGAUUCCAGCCCCACGCCGCCCGCAUCGACCGCCCUCCGGAGCCUUAUUUCAGGGUGGAGCUCCGCCUCGGCCGCUGCCCCCUCCACCGCGACGACGUCGAGGCCCUGAUCGACGAAUGCCGCUCCAGCCACGACAGCUUCACUUUCUACCCAACCGACGACGUCGCCGCCGUUCUCAACUACCGGAGCUGGGAGCAGGCGCGCGAUGCCGUCGUCUGGUUCUGGGAGGCGCGGCUCGCGGAGAAGCACGAUUUCACGCCGGCGUUGGAUUCCAACGUUGUCGUCGUCAAGGACGAUGUGGAUUGUCGCCUUCGACCGGUUUUCGCGAGGCACGUGAAAGGGUUGAUGAUGAUGGAAGAAGGUAAGGAGGUGAAGUUUUGGAUGGAUGAGUGUGAACGGUUGGCGAAAGAAAUUUCUCGGCUUUCGAGUUCGCUGAGUAAGCCCUUGCGAAUUGGCACGCAAAACGAGCUUAUGAAGAAGAAGAAAGGGCUCGUUGAUGAGAAGAAUCUGGUUGAAAGGAGGUUGAAGGAGUUUGAGUCUGCGAUGCAGUGUUUGUUGAAGUAUUUGGAGGAUGGCGGUGAUGACGUGGAGGGUGUUAAGGUGUUUAGGUUUGAUGGAGGUUUUGAUUGGAAGCGGAUUCACUGUCUUAUCAAAAGGGAGUGUCGGAGGCUUGAGGAUGGGUUGCCUAUUUAUGCUUACCGGAGGGAUAUUCUUCAGGAAAUACAUUAUCAGCAGAUAAUGGUAUUAAUUGGAGCGACUGGUUCAGGGAAGAGUACGCAGCUGGUACAGUUUCUUGCUGAUUCAGGCGUUGGUUCUGACGAAUCCAUUGUAUGCACCCAACCUCGCAAGAUUGCUGCCAAAGCAGUGGCUCAAAGGGUCCAGCAAGAAAGCAGUGGAUGUUAUGAAGGCCAAUCAAUCAAAUAUUGUUCUACAUUUUUAUCCUCGCGUGAGUUUGAUUCCAGGAUAACAUUCAUGACUGAUCAUUCUUUAUUGCAGCACUACAUGAGUGAUAAUAAUUUGUCUGGGGUCUCGUGCAUCAUAAUUGAUGAGGCUCACGAGAGGAGCUUAAAUACAGAUUUUCUGUUGACUUUGUUGAAGAGUUUACUUUGUAGGAGGGUUGAAAUGCGGCUUAUCAUUAUGUCUGCUACAGCUGAUGCAAAGCAGCUAUCUGAUUACUUUUUUGGUUGUGGAAUUUUUCAUGUGCUUGGGAGAAGCUUUCCGGUGGAUAUCAAAUAUGUUCCUUCUGACUGUGGUGGAGAUUCUGGUUCUGCUGUUGUUGCAUCAUAUGUUUCUGAUGUUGUCAGAAUGGCAACUGAGAUUCACAAAACUGAGAAAGAGGGAACUAUUCUUGCCUUUUUGACCUCUCAGAUAGAAGUAGAAUGGGCCUGUGAAAAGUUUCAAGCUGCCUCUGCAGUAGCUUUGCCCUUGCAUGGAAAACUUUCAUCUGACGAGCAGUUCCGUGUUUUUCAGAACUACCCUGGAAAGAGAAAAGUGAUAUUUUCAACAAAUCUUGCAGAGACAUCACUUACAAUUCCUGGUGUUAGGUAUGUGAUAGAUUCUGGGCUGGUUAAAGACAGCAGAUUUGAUCCUAGCAGUGGGAUGAGUGUACUUAAGGUUUGCUGGAUCAGCCAGAGCUCUGCUGAUCAACGGGCUGGUCGUGCUGGGAGGACCGAGCCUGGUGUGUGCUAUAGAAUGUACUUGGAAGCCGAUUAUCAGUCUAUGGACCUAAAUACAGAGCCGGAGAUUCGGAAAGUUCAUCUUGGUGUAGCAGUUCUGAGAAUCCUUGCUUUAGGAGUGAAGGACAUGCAAGAUUUUGAUUUUGUGGAUGCUCCAAGUCCUAGCUCAAUAGAUAUGGCAAUCCGGAAUCUAAUUCAAUUAGGAGCCAUUGAACUGAACAAUAAUGCUCAUGAUUUAACUUCUGAAGGUUGGUGCUUGGUGAGAAUGGGAAUUGAACCUAGGCUUGGGAAACUUAUUCUUGGUUGUUUCAAACAUGGUUUGGGUAGGGAGGGUAUCAUCCUUGCUGCUGUGAUGGCCAAUGCUAGUAGCAUCUUUUGCAGAGUUGGCAGUGAAUUUGAUAAGCAAAGAUCUGAUUGUCUUAAAGUGCAAUUUUGCCAUUGUGAUGGUGACCUCUUUACUCUUCUCUCUGUGUACAAGGAAUGGGAAGCUUUGCCUCGAGAAAGGAAGAACAAAUGGUGUUGGGAAAACAGCAUCAAUGCCAAAUCCAUCAGGAGGUGUCAAGACACAAUUUUGGAGUUAGAAACUUGCCUUGAGCGUGAACAUGACAUUGUUACUCCAAGUUACUGGCUUUGGGACCCUUGUAUGCCCUCUAAUCAUGAUAAGAAUUUGAAAAGGGUAAUACUGUCCUCACUUGUUGAGAAUGUAGCCAUGUACUCUGGCUGCAAUCAACUUGGUUAUGAAGUGGCGCAAACUGGGCAACAUGUUCAACUACAUCCAUCUUGUUCAUUGCUUGUAUUUGCUGAGAAACCAAGUUGGGUAGUUUUUGGUGAGCUUCUUUCCAUUUCUAAUCAAUAUUUGGUCUGUGUGUGUGCAUUUGACUUUCAAUCUUUAUUCAACCUUUGCCCUGCUCCCUUGUUUGAUGUAUCCAAAAUGGAAGAGCGGAAGUUGCUAAUGAAGACACUGUCUGGUCUCGGCUGUAUUCUUCUCAAGAGAUUUUGUGGAAAAGCCAACUGCGAUUUGCUUGCUCUUGUUUCACGUAUAAGGAAAGCUUGUAUGGAUGAACGCAUCUUCAUUGAAGUGAAUGUUGACAAGAAUGAAAUCCACUUAUAUGCCACUUCAAAUGAGAUGGAUAUAGCCCUUGGGUUGGUUAAUGGUGUUCUAGAAUAUGAGAGGAAGUUGUUACGCACGGAAUGUAUGGAUAAGUUUUUGUAUCAUGGGUCUGGUUUCUCUCCACCUGUAGCUUUGUUUGGGUCUGGUGCUGAGAUAAAACAUUUGGAACUUGAGAAACGUUCCUUGAGUGUUGAUGUGUGUCAUCCAAACAUAAAUGAAAUUGAUGACAGGGAGCUCUUGAUGUUUUUUGAGAAGAAUACCUCUGGUUGCAUCUGUGCUGUGCACAAAUUCACAGGCAAUAUGAGGGAUGGAGAUAGGGAUAAGUGGGGCAGGAUAAUAUUUAUGUCCCCUGAUGUUGUCAGAAGAGCUGCUGAGCUAGAUGGACAAGAGUUUUGUGGCUCAUCCUUGAAAAUUGUUCCUUCACAGUUGGGAUGGGAUAAAACAUUUUCGUUCCCUGCUGUUAAAGCAAGAAUUUCUUGGCCUCGUAGGCUUAGCAGGGGAUUUGCCAUAGUUAAAUGUGAUAUAAAGGAUGUCAAUUAUAUCUUGAGAGAUUUCUAUAACCUUGCAGUAGGAGGAAGGUAUGUUCGAUGUGAAAUUGGCAAAAAGAGUAUUGACAGCGUUGUUAUAAAUGGGCUUGACAAAGAGCUUUCGGAAGCUGAAAUAGUGGAUGUGCUAAGAACUGCUACAAGUAGAAGGAUUUUGGAUUUUUUCUUGGUGAGAGGGGAUGCUGCUGGAAAUCCACCAUGCAGUGCUUUGGAAGAGGCACUCCUAAAAGAAAUUUACCCCUUUUUGCCGAAAAGGAACCCUCACAUUAUUCCUUGCCGAGUUCAGGUGUUUGCACCUGAGCCUAAGGAUUCUUUCAUGAGAGCUUUGAUCACUUUUGAUGGAAGAUUACAUUUAGAGGCAGCGAAAGCAUUGGAGCAAAUUGAGGGAAAGGUGUUACCUGGAUGUCUUUCAUGGCAAAAGAUAAAGUGCCAGCAGUUGUUUCAUAGCUCCAUUAUAUUUCCCACUCCAGUGUAUCAUGUGAUUAAGGAACAACUGGAUGAAGUACUUGCAAGCUUCAGGAAUUUGAAAGGUCUUGAAUGCAACCUGGGCAGGACAGUUAAUGGUUCUCACCGAGUGAAGAUAACGGCAAAUGCCACAAGGACAGUGGCGGAAGUUAGAAGACCUCUGGAAGAACUAUUGAGAGGGAAAACCAUUGAGCAUGACAGCCUCACCCCUGUAGUUUUCCAACUCAUGUUGUCCAGGGAUGGCUUUAGUCUUAAAAACUCAUUGCAGCAAGAGACGGGAACUUAUAUUCUUUUUGACAGACACAACUUAAAUUUACGGGUGUUUGGUUCCCCAAACAAGGUUGCUUUGGCUCAGGAGAAGGUGAUACAGUCCCUCCUUUCUCUCCAUGAAGAAAAGCAGUUAGAAAUUCAUCUGAGAGGGAUGGAUCUACCUCCUGAUUUAAUGAAGCAAAUGAUUAAGAAUUUUGGGCCAGAUCUCCGUGGACUGAAAGAGAAGGUACCUGGGGUAGAUCUUACACUCAACACACGUCGCCAUAUAGUCAUUCUUCAUGGUAGCAAGGAGUUGAAACCGAGAGUAGAGGAAAUAAUUUUUGAGAUUGCUCGUUCAAGCCAUCAUUUGGUUGAGAGAUUUGAAAAUGGACCCAGUUGCCCAAUUUGCUUGUGCGAGGUUGAGGAUGGAUACCGGCUUGAAGGCUGUGGUCAUUUGUUCUGCGGGUUGUGUCUGGUUGAGCAAUUUGAAUCUGCUAUUAAUAACCAAGGCACUUUCCCAGUAUGUUGUACUCACAGGGACUGUGGAGAUCCCAUCCUGCUUACAGAUUUGAGAUCUCUUUUAUUUGGUGAUAAGUUGGAGGAUCUUUUCAGGGCUUCUUUGGGAGCUUUUGUGGCAACGAGUGGGGGAGCUUACAGGUUUUGCCCUUCUCCUGACUGCCCCUCAAUUUAUCGAGUUGCAGAUCCCGAGUCUGCUGGUGAGCCAUUUGUUUGUGGGGCUUGUUAUUCAGAGACUUGUACCAGGUGCCACUUAGAGUAUCAUCCUUACCUUUCAUGUGAGAGAUAUCAAGAAUUCAAGGAAGAUCCGGACUCAUCUCUGAAAGAGUGGUGCAGAGGGAAAGAACAAGUUAAGUGCUGCUCGGCAUGUGGGUAUGUAAUUGAGAAGGUAGAUGGGUGCAACCACGUUGAGUGCAAGUGCGGAAAGCAUGUCUGUUGGGUUUGCUUAGAGUUCUUUAGUACUAGUAAUGACUGUUAUAACCAUUUGAGAACCAUACACUUGGCCAUCAUAUAAAUUGCCAUCUGCAUACCAUUUUUCCGAGACGUGUAAUUAAGCCUAGCGGUAUAUAAUAAUACUGUACAUGGAAAUAGCAAUUUGUACAGCUUUCUUAAACUAAUGUAUAUAUAUCACAGCAUUUCCGCUUCAUACUUGUAUAUCUAAUUCUAAUAUAAGUUUCACGGUGUAUA